Molecule: messenger RNA, 387 nt
Organism: Electrophorus electricus (electric eel)
Lineage: Eukaryota; Metazoa; Chordata; Actinopteri; Gymnotiformes; Gymnotidae
Source: RefSeq, a predicted model, not a curated record
UCUCAGUUGAAGAAUCUGAGCUCCAUGGUGUCGCGUGCUUCCAUGACAACACUGGCGCACAUGUCCACCGACCUGUGGAGGGCCAUGGACGCCAAGGCGGAGUUGGUUGCCUGCAUGCUGCCGCACAAGGCGGGCGAAAGCAACCUCUUCAUCAGGGAGGACAAGGACCUUGCGCUCGGUGCCAUGGUGCAGAGCUGCUCGCCCACUCAGGUCCAGCAGUCUGUGAUGUCAUCCCACGAUAGAUCAGGAAGCAGCUCCCUUCGUCACCAGCUCCCUGACCAGCCCUACCAUUGGCCCGUGGCCUACUCGCUCGGCCAGAGGAAAGCCUGUAUCCUUACCUGUGAGAGGAAGAGGAACACGGAGAGACAUGAGGGAUUCGGACAUUGA